AAAAAUGCGUUGUGGCUGUCAUCUCGCACAGAUUUGAUUUCAAGGUUUUGCUGUUGACUUAUUACUCGUUGACCAUGGCGGACCGACCGACCCCAUACUCAGUUUCCAUCUGCACUCUGAUUGCCCUGCAAUCGGAUCCAUCGUCUCCUCUUCAUCAAGAGUUCCAUCCCUCGGAGGAAGCCCAGCAAAGCCUGUCGGCAUUUUUGGAAAAUUGUGUCAUGCUGAACAGUAGUAGUCACACCAAUGACAACGCGUUGAUGGUUCAUGCUGUGAGCUUGUCGGAUUUCUUUUUGGAACUCCAAUCUGUAGCGGGAGAUUUGUGUGAAUUGCUGCUGGAUUAUGUCAGCAUGGCGGCUUCUUCGGUGGAUGGGUUGAUGGAAUUGAUGGCAUCCUUGAAGAAUGCCGUGGUGGCGGGGAUUGUGGACAGCGCAUCGGCUCAUGGCGUCUUUUUGCGCAAGGUCUGUUUGGGGUUUGACUUGCUUUCCUUUGAGACCAUGUCGUUGCUAUGGACCGAUAUGCAACGAGAAAUUGUAAUGGCCAAAAAGGAAUUGGAGAGCAGUACGGAUGAUGAGCCAGACACCAACAAUGACACUACUGCACUAGACAUGGGUGCCACUCAUUGGCCUCUGUCCGCCUCGCAGAUUGAACGAGCAUUGAGAAAAGAGUGUUUUCAAAUGCUGGAAAAUUCUAGACACGACAAGAAGAAGAGCAAUAUGGUGGAAAAGAACAUGUCCUUUGAAGAAAUGGAAAUGAAUCUGCAGCGUGUCUUGGCGAGUGACCCAGAAUUGCCAUCGGCACACUUUUUGAGAUUCCUAAACUGUAUCAAACACGGAGAACGGGUCGGAGCCAUGGACUCGUUACACCGGUACUUUGACUAUGCAAUUAUUCAGGGGAAACGCGAGGGAGAUAUUUUGGAAUUUGCAGCCAUUUUGUUGGCAUCGUCCCACAACUCCUUUGGAGACACGGCCAUGUCCAAACUGGCCACGGAGGAAGCUGUUCGUGUGGCACAGCAAAGUAUGGACGCUUCUUGUGUGGCAUUUGCUCUGGGAUGGAUCUUUUCGACAGAAACCUCAUCUGCCUCAAACAACCAAGCAGGAGAUCUGUUGCAGCGGUGUGCCACUCGAGCCUUGGAAGGACAAAUAUGGCCACUCGCUGCCGGAGCCAAUUUGACCAAAACCAGAUACCAAAUGUCGGGUACCUUAGCAGAGCCUGAGCAUCCGCGAGGAUCUCUCAUUGGUAGCAACAACAGCAACAACAAUAGAGGUUUUGCCGAAACGGCUUGGAACAGCCUUGCGGAUGCUUCCAGUCACCUCGAUGCUGCCAACGAUGGAGCUACUGUCGAUCGACCCACUCAUGUGACAGAGGCAUCGAGCAACAGAGAUGUCAUGAAUACUCUGGCACGACAAAAACUAGUGUCCGCGGGUGUGUGGGACUACUGUGGGCAAACACAUCUUUCGGGCUUGUCAUCCUUUGUUGCAUUGUAUUGUCAUGCUGAUCAGCAGAUCAUGUCGCAUGAUCUUGUCAACGCGGUCCAAAACCUUGCCCGUGUUAGUCUGUUUGGUUCUCCCCCCUCUGCCCUCAUCACCAACGAGUUCAACGGAAAAGUAUUGGAAGACAUCAUGCGUGCUCCACCAGCAUCCAGUGACUCGAAGGAUUGUGCGGAGGAACGUUGCGUGUACGCCAAGGCACUCACCAAAUUGAUAUCCUGCUGGAAGCAAUUCAAUCUACCAGUGGAUGGAGCAUUUCUCCUGUCGGUGACCAUGGUCCUUCAUGAAUGGGCAGUGCGACGAGGAGAGCUCCAACAAGCCCAAAUGUUUAACUCGGCCUUGCAAGGUUUCCUCCAACCCAGACUCCAUAAUUAUUCGGAGGUCACGAUUGAUGUCAUGUCGGUCAAGAGUCUCAUGCUAAGUCGCCAGCAAAAGUGGGGUGAAGCCAGGGAGCUCUUGGCUUCCCUGAUCCAAACCGCAAAAGAGGAGAGGCUCAAGCCACAUCAAGCCGCUCUGUUACUGCAACUGUCAUUGGUGCAUUUGGAUGAGAAUCCACGCCAGAGCACGUUGGCUUUGCCUCCAUUGUUGGAAUGCCUGUCGAUGACACACCAAGAUAAAAUGGAUGGCUUGCAUUCGUCAGCUUUGUCCAUCUUGGCCCAGGUACACUUUCGCAUGAGGAAUUCAACCCGUGCUAUUGCUCUUCUCAAAGCUGUCUUGCCGUCCAUGCUACAAACGGAGCAUGUCUGGUACCUUGGGGAAGCAUUCUUGACCCUGUCAAAGUGUCGCUUGCAACUGGCUGGAGUAUUUGACAAACAAGAUGGAGCGGUGGUUGCAGCUCAUUCCAACAAACUGUCAUCUAUGCGCCUGUUUCGGUCGGUGGUACGUGACUUGACGAACAGUCAGCGGCAUUUCGAGGCGUGUCAUGAUCUGUCGAGACUGCAAGAAGUGUUUUACUUGCAAGCUCGAGUGUUGGAUCAGCUGCCAGGGGAACAUCAGAACAGAGAUGUGGCCGCCCAAGGGUUUUUGGAUGUCUCUCAGCAUUUGGCAGCAGCAGACAAACCACUUGCUGGUGACAGUGGCGUUAUCGGGUGUCUCUCAUGUAUUGAUACCCUGGAAAAAAUGGCCAGUCGACCUCUGCCAACACGCACGCCAAAGUAAUCGUAACGAAUGGUGUUGCAGCUAGUUGGCUCCUGAAACUAGAAUACAUAGCCAAAGCUGGGUGACCGCUUCUAGCUAGCUAGUACUUCAGAAUAAGCGCGAGAACGACAUCUAUCGUGGCAUGAACAACUUAGUUUUUGUUUUCAACGUGAUAGCUAGCUAGUUCAUACGAAAAAUCAAACAACAGCAGAGAUAGUUGUAGGUUCGGCCA
Messenger RNA from Seminavis robusta, 2856 nucleotides. The record is from the annotation of a GenBank genome assembly. Lineage: Eukaryota; Bacillariophyta; Bacillariophyceae; Naviculales; Naviculaceae.